UGCACAGAACUGGAAGAGAAGCACAGGAGCCAUCUGGACUAUUUGAGGCAAACCUCCCUACUACUGGCUCACAAACUGAAGGUCCAUCAGCUGCAGCAGAGACAGCAGCUGACAGUGCUGAGGGAGAAAGCAAAGCUAGAAGUUCAAGAAAGCCGGAGGAGUUUGAAUUACCUGCUUCAGCACAGUUCAGGGGAGUGCAGUAGCUCCAAUGGCAGUUAUCCUUCUGUGCCAAGAUUGGGCUGUGCAGAGCCAACGCAAAGAGGACACCGACCAGAAGGGGACAACACAGUUGGCAGUAAGCAAGAGAUGCAUUCACGGAAACCACCUGCAUUGGAGACCGAAAGAGACCACAGUCCAGUGGAUCCCAAAAUAGUAGAAGAAAGAAAACCUCUGACAGAAAGGGGUUCUUAUCCCUCAGUGCUUCAAGAAGGAUCCCUGCCGGCAGAGCACAGGGAGCCACUGCACAACCAUCAAGCCUUUAACUUGCCAUCGCCUCUGGUGAAUGUGCACCACGAGGAGACCCUGGCAGGGGAUGACUCCAAAGAGAGCAGUGAACAGGCCAGCUCUGGCAGCCAGUGGAGCGAGGUCGGCCGGCACUAUGGAGGCUCCAGCACCUUCUGCCAUCUGAGCUUGGCCAUGGCGGAGCAGUGCCUGAGGGGAGAGGAGCUGCGAGCUCGGCACCAGGCUGCCCUCCUCAAGCUCCGCAAGAAAGCUCUCCAGGAGAAAGCCAGGGCUGAGCUGGCCUGGCUGGGACACCAGGAACGCUGUCUGGAAAACCUGCAGGAUAGUGAGGGAGCCUCAGCCAUGGCCGCAAAGCAGCGGGAAAUCCUAAUGGAGCUGAAACAGGAGCAGGCAGAAAUCCAGCACCUGCAAAACAUCUACAGGGCGGCCCAUCAGGAAAGAAAACUAAUAUUAAAGCAGCAAAGAGAAAUCUUAAUGAUGCAGCAUUUGACAGCACAACUCCAGGAAAAGCUUCAUGAUUUGGCUGGGAAGGAAGAGGCUACUAAACCACAGUCACUAGAUACCUCGCUUACAAGGAGCUCAGCAGCUGAAGAAGAAAUAAAGCUGAAGACAGUGAGACUUAUUUCUAGCCCAAAGUUAUACUCUUCAGCAGAGUCUAUGGCCAACCCAGAAAGGCCUGAUCUGUCUGGGAACAGGGACAGUUGUGUCCAGCUAGAGAAUAAACAAAGAAAGAAAUAUGAGGGCUUUUCUACUGAGAGCAAGAGAAUACUGGGACAGUACCAAAAGCAGGCAGAGGCGUUGCCAGGUUUGGAGCCAUCCCUUGGUGUGCAAGGUCCUGAUGUGUCUGAAAUGGUGGCCAAGAAAGUGUGUGGUGCUAGUGGUCAAACCACAGGCUCAGUCUUUAUCAUUAAAGACUGCAAAAACACAGUUAAAGAAGUGGAUGUGCCUGUCCCUUAUGAGACCCAGCAGGUGGAUGGUGGGCAGUGUUUGAAGCAUUUGGACCACAUUUCUUAUGAAGCUCCUGAUAAAGAACUAAACUUAAAAGCAUUUUCUGAAGGAUUAACUUCCACUGACUCACUGCUCAGGCUGAACAACUUCUCCCCGAGAUGUCAAAGUGCCAGAUUGGACUCUUCACUCCCGGAGUUUCAGCAAGUGUCUGCAGUUUGGAUUGACAUCUCAGAAAGUUCCAGUUCAGAUUCUGAAUCAGAGCUGAAAACUGGAGAGGACACAGAUGUCAGUAUCCCACAAGAGUUUGUCUGUGAGAAUGGUGAUGCAUUUGCUAAUGUUUCAAAAGAGAUGCUCGUAGCAAGAAGCAAUGGGAAGGAAACAUUACCUAGUGACAAACACACUGAACAUGAAGUGCCCGAAGAGCACAGCGCUGAGGCUUCAUCACACUUCCAGAAAUACCCUGGAGAUGAUUCAGAUCAUGGCUGCACUGAUCAGUUGCUUUCUUUCAUUGCAUCAGACAAAGUAAAUGCCUCAGCACAUUCCUCCCAAUCUGAUAACCCUGCCAAGGGAAUGGAUGAGCUACAUCUGGGUGACUUGGGAAACGACAGUAGAAACAAAGCCUGUUCUCAGGAGGUCACAAGCCAGGGUAAAGAUGCAGUUGCCAGCUCCUCAUGCAGUGAUGAUAUCUACUCACCUAAGAUCAAUGAACUGCAGAAACCUACUCCUGCAACUAGCAGAAAACCUAACGAGGUUUCCACUGACAGAUUCUUUGAGACAUCUAGAUUUGGUGACUGA
Molecule: messenger RNA, 2205 nt
Organism: Strigops habroptila (Kakapo)
Lineage: Eukaryota; Metazoa; Chordata; Aves; Psittaciformes; Psittacidae
Exons: 12
Coding region: 307-2205 (632 amino acids)
Biological process (GO): microtubule anchoring
Cellular component (GO): centrosome
Molecular function (GO): microtubule binding
Source: RefSeq, a predicted model, not a curated record